AUGGAGUUUGGUAGUGGGCUGAGGGUGCCGUUAUGGGCGCUAAUGUUAACGAUCUGCAGUAUCCAACAAAAAGUUUCUAGCACAGAAGAAAUAUCUGGAAAGGUAACCAUUAUCCCACCACUGACGACAACACCAGUUAUAACAUCCUUCAACUCAGCUCACAAUGGGCAAGUGUGUAGCACAUGGGGCCACUUCCAUUUCAAGACUUUUGAUGGGGACAUCUAUAAUUUCCCUGGGACCUGCAACUAUGUCUUUGCCUCCCAUUGCAAUGCUGCCUUUGAGGACUUCAACAUCCAGAUGAGGCGCUCAGGAGUAGGAAAUCCUGCCACUAUCAGCUAUGUCACCAUGCGGAUGGAUGGAGUGGAUAUUGUAUUGGAAGAGAAUAAAGUUGUGGUGAAUGGUGCAAGGGUUGAGCUGCCUUACACCGGAUCUGGAUUCAGUAUCGAGAAAUUUACUGUCUACAUUAAAGUCACUGUUAAGUUGGUCCUAACCUUAAUGUGGAAUGAAAAAGACAGCUUAAUGCUGGAACUGGAUAAAAAAUAUGCCAAUCAGACCUGUGGGCUUUGUGGAGAUUUUAAUGGCAUUCCCACUUACAAUGAAUUCCUUUCAAACAAUGCUCCCAUAACUGCCUUGCAGUUUGGGAAUAUGCAGAAACUAAAUGGACCAACAGAAGAAUGUGAGGAUCCUGCAGCGACCUUUGAGAGAAACUGCACUACUGUAAAUGAUAUUUGCCAGAACGUACUGACUGGUUCUGCAUUCUCAGACUGUCAUGCUGUAGUAGGGGUAAAUGACUACAUUGAGGCAUGUAAACAAGACUUGUGCCUCUGCGACCCACUCGAAACAUUCUCCUGCCUCUGUAACACUUUUGCGGAAUACUCCCGGCAGUGCGCUCACGCUGGUGGACAACCUCAGAACUGGAGAACAGCGGACCUGUGCUUAAUCCCAUGCUCCUUCGGCAUGCAGUACGAAGAAUGUGGUUCACCCUGUGCGAACACUUGUACCAAUUCUGAAAGAUCUCAUCUCUGUGAAGAACACUGUGUAGAUGGCUGCUUCUGCCCCCCAGGAACUGUAUAUGAUGACAUCAAUGGCUCUGGCUGCAUGCCCCUUGAGACGUGCUCCUGCAUUUACAACGGCAAAACAUAUGCUCCAGGGACAACUUACACAGACCGCUGCAGUUCCUGUUCCUGCACUGGAGCUCAGUGGACCUGCACACAUUUCCCAUGUCCUGGCAUUUGCUCAGUAGAGGGUGGAUCACACAUCUCCACUUAUGAUGAAAAACGUUAUAAUGUCUAUGGAGACUGUACUUACGUUCUUUCUAAGGUUUGUGAAGACAACUCAUUUACUGUUCUUGGAGAACUCCGCAGAUGUGGCCUAACUGAGACUGAGACAUGCUUAAAGAUGAUAGCCCUUAGCAUCAAUGGAGAACAGACUAACAUUGUGGUCAAGCCGAAUGGUGAUGUAUUUUUUAACUGGAUCUACACACAGCUGCCGAUCUCAGCAGCUAAUGUAACCAUCUUCAGGCCUUCGACUUUCUUCAUCAUUAUUGCAACAAACUUUGGCCUUCAGCUAGAGAUCCAGCUCACCCCUUUGAUGCAAGUAUAUAUCAACCUGGAUCCAUCUUUCAAAGAGAGGACCUGUGGUCUCUGUGGAAACUUUGACAGCCGCCAGACAGAUGACUUCAAAGCCAUAAGUGGAGUGGUGGAAGGAUCAGCAUCUGCAUUUGCGAACACCUGGAAAACUCAGGCUUCCUGUCCCAACAUCAAACAUAGUUUUGAGGACCCUUGCACACUGAGCAUUGAAAAUGAAAAAUAUGCCCAUCACUGGUGCGGAUUGCUGACUGACUCCGAAGGACCUUUUGCUAAAUGCCACCCCUCCGUGAAUCCAGCUGCUUAUCAUAAGAACUGCAUGUUUGACACGUGCAACUGUGAGAGGAGUGAGGAUUGCAUGUGUGCCGCCCUCUCUGCCUAUGUCAGAGCCUGUGCAGCCAGAGGGGUUGAACUGCCAGGAUGGAGGACAGACGUCUGUUCCAAAUAUACCACUUCGUGCCCCAAAUCCCUGAAUUAUACCUAUACCAUCAGUUCCUGUCAGACUACUUGCCGAUCCCUGAGUGAACCUGAUGUCACCUGCAAUAUCAAAUUUGUCCCAGUUGAUGGAUGUACAUGUGAAAGUGGAACCUACUUGGAUGAUUCUGGAAAAUGUGUGCCUGCUAACAAGUGCCCCUGUUACUACAAAGGAACACCUGUACUUUCUGGUGAAGUUCUUCAUGACCUUGGUGUUGUAUGCACUUGUAACCAAGGAAAGUUGAAUUGCAUUGGUGGUGGAGACUCAAAGCCAGUGUGCGCUGCCCCUAUGGUCUACUUUGACUGCACAAAUGCCACUGUAGGCAGCAUUGGAGCUGAAUGUCAGAAGAGCUGUCAGACUCUUGACAUGCACUGUUACAGCACACAGUGUACCUCUGGCUGUAUGUGUCCCUAUGGGCUAGUUUCAGAUGGUAAAGGUGGCUGCAUUGCUGAAGAAGAGUGUCCAUGUAUUCACAAUGAUGUCACUUAUGAGCCAGGAGAAAAAAUCAAAGUCGACUGCAACACCUGUGUUUGUAAGAACAGAAUGUGGAAAUGCACCACGGACAGAUGCCUAGGUACCUGUGCUGUUUAUGGUGAUGGACAUUAUACCACCUUUGAUGACAAGCGUUACACUUUCAAUGGGAAGUGUGAAUAUACCCUAGUCCAGGAUCACUGUGGGCAGAACAGCUCCACCCAGGGGACAUUCCGAAUCAUCACUGAAAACAUUCCCUGCGGCACAACUGGAACCACUUGCUCAAAAUCUAUUAAAGUGUUCAUGGGGAACUAUGAACUGAUACUCAGUGAGGCACACCAUGAAGUGGUAAAAAGGGGUGAUGGAAAUGACCUCCCAUUCAGGAUUCGCUACAUGGGAAUCUAUUUGGUGAUUGAGAUCAACAAUGGGCUGAUCAUCUUAUGGGACAAGAAAACAAGCAUAUUUAUGAAAUUGACUGCUGAUUACAAGGGUCAUGUCUGUGGCUUAUGUGGGAACUAUGAUGGCAAUGGAAUUAAUGACUUUACAACCCGGAGUCAGUCUGUAGUGGGUGACGUGCUGGAGUUUGGAAACAGUUGGAAAGUAUCUCCCACAUGUCCUGAUGCCAAAUGCCUAAAGGAUCCUUGCUCCAAGAACCCUUACAGAAAGUCCUGGUCACAGAAGCAAUGUAGCAUCAUCCACAGUGAUAUCUUUGCUGCCUGCCACUCUCAGGUUGAUCCAACUAAAUUCUAUGAAGCUUGUGUGACUGAUGCCUGCGCUUGUGACACCGGGGGAGACUGUGAAUGUUUCUGUACGGCUGUAGCUGCCUAUGCUCAAGCAUGCAGUGAAUUUGGAGUGUGCAUAUCAUGGAGAUCGCCAUCCAUAUGUCCAAUGUUCUGUGACUAUUACAAUAGCGAAGGAGACUGUAAUUGGCACUACAAGCCUUGCGGAGCCCCGUGCAUGAAAACAUGUAGGAACCCCAGUGGGAGAUGCCUUUAUCAUUUACCUGGCUUGGAAGGUUGCUACCCGCACUGUCCAGCAGAUAAGCCCUAUUUUAAUGAGGAUGAGAUGAAAUGUGUUGGUGUUUGUGGGUGUUACGAUCCUCAGGGUAACUAUUAUCCACCAGGAAAAACUUUUUACUCAAGAGAGACAUGUCAAUCAUGUAAAUGCACCAGCAAAGGUAUAGAGUGUAGCUACGAUGCUAAAGCAUGCUACUGCUAUUAUGAAGAAAAGGAAUAUAUCUACAAGGAUGUCAUCUACAACACCACAGAUGGCUUGGGCUGGUGCAUGACUGCAAUCUGUGAGGCAAAUGGAACAAUCAGUAGACAAAGCUACGAAUGCCCUGGAAUUACAGCAACAACGCCAUUUACAUUUUCUACCACUCCGCCUAUAACAGCAGAAUCAACUACACCAAGAACAACAGCAUGUGUCCAUCGGGUAUGUGAAUGGACACAAUGGUAUGAUGUCAGCUACCCAAAUUAUGGAUCAAACAAUGGGGAUUAUGAAACACCAGAAAACAUAAGAGCCAAGGGACACAGCCUUUGUAAAAUGCCAGAUGAAGUUGAGUGCAGAGCUAAAAACCUUCCUGAUGAAAAAAUGGAUUCCAUCACUCAAAAGAUACAAUGUACCAAGGCGAAUGGUUUGAUUUGUAAUAACAAAGAACAAGACCCACCAAUCUGCUACAAUUACGAGAUCAAAUUCCUAUGCUGUCAAUAUAUACCAUGUGGUCUUUCAACAGCCACACCAGUUACUACAGCCAGUAUGGAAACGACACGUCCAUCCAUAGAAACGUCAAUAACAACACCAAGUAGUACACAUAGUAAAACAGAACACCAAACAAGCAUUCAAACAGCGCCGCCCACAACGAGUGAAAGCACGACAAUUAUGACAAGGACCACGGGACAAAUAAAUACCUCAACCAUUUGCCUUCCCAAAUGCAAGUGGAGCCCUUGGUUUGAUACAACACAUCCAACUGAAGGGACAGAUGGUGGUGACUUUGAGAACUACGAAAAUAUCCGAGCGCAGGGAAACAAUAUCUGCGAGAAGCCCGAAAACAUCGAGUGUCGGGCAGAGAAGUACCGCGAAUACAGCCUGACUCAACUUGGACAGAAACUAGUAUGCAACAUCAGUGUCGGCCUGCUGUGCAAAAAUGCAGACCAGUCAGUGAAGUUCCCAAAAUGUCACAACUACGAGGUACGUUUCCAAUGCUGCGACUACACCGAUUGCCAGCCAGGAACAAUUACACCAGGAUCAACGAUUGCUGCGACCACAACUACACAGGGAACCACCCUAGCGGUAAUUACAACUCCAGCACCCUCCACAAGCUCCAUGCCACGUCCAGCUGUAUCGACAACCACUCAAAGAACCACACUAGUAUCAACAACCAUAGGGAGAACAACAGGAAAACAAACGGCCACGACACUUACUAUUCCAUCUUCCACCAUUCAAAUCACAACACCAAGCAAAACUAACACACCGUCACUCACACCUGGAACAGUCCCCACAGUGACAGCAACAUCUCUACAAUCCACCCCUCUGGCCAAACCAACAGCAACAAUACCAACCGUCGCGACAACGGAAGAAACAACCAGCGGCGUGAUCAUCACAACGACCACUCUUGCCCCCACCCCUUCAACUGCAUUCGGAAGCACCUCUUCCUUUUGCCUUCCCAAGUGUCAGUGGACCCCUUGGUUUGAUACAACUCAGCCAACCAAUGGGAUAGACGACGGCGACUUUGAGACCUACGAAAAUAUUCGAGCGCAGGGAAACCAUAUCUGCAAGAAGCCUGAAGCCAUCGAGUGCCGGGCACAGAUGUACCGCGAAUACAGCCUGACUCAACUUGGACAGAAAGUUGAGUGCAACAUUGCCUUUGGAUUGGUGUGCAAUAAUUCGGACCAGUCAGUGAAGUUCCAGCAAUGUCACAACUACGAGGUCAGAGUCCGAUGCUGUGACUACAGCCAUUGCUCACCAGGAACGACACCAGGCUCAACGACUGCUGCCACCACAACGGCACCCGGAAGCACCCCGGGAAGGAUCACAACUGCGGCGUCCUCCACAAGCUCUGGGCCACCUCCAGGUGUGUUGACCACCACUGAAAGCACCACGGUGGUGUCCACAACCCAAGGAAGAACAACAGAAAAAGAAACAACCACAACUCUUACUACUCCAAUUUCCACCGUCUCAGUUACAACACCAAGUGCGGGCAGCACACAUUCAGUGACCCCUGGAACAGUCCCCAGUGUGACAACCACAUCUGUGCAAUCCACCCCUCUGCCCACCACCACGUCAACGAUACCAAUCACCCCGGUCAUCACAACGACCACUCUUGCCCCCACCCCUUCAACUGCAUUCGGAAGCACCUCUUCCUUUUGCCUUCCCAAGUGUCAGUGGACCCCUUGGUUUGAUACAACUCAGCCAACCAAUGGGAUAGACGACGGCGACUUUGAGACCUACGAAAAUAUUCGAGCGCAGGGAAACCAUAUCUGCAAGAAGCCUGAAGCCAUCGAGUGCCGGGCACAGAUGUACCGCGAAUACAGCCUGACUCAACUUGGACAGAAAGUUGAGUGCAACAUUGCCUUUGGAUUGGUGUGCAAUAAUUCGGACCAGUCAGUGAAGUUCCAGCAAUGUCACAACUACGAGGUCAGAGUCCGAUGCUGUGACUACAGCCAUUGCUCACCAGGAACGACACCAGGCUCAACGACUGCUGCCACCACAACGGCACCCGGAAGCACCCCGGGAAGGAUCACAACUGCGGCGUCCUCCACAAGCUCUGGGCCACCUCCAGGUGUGUUGACCACCACUGAAAGCACCACGGUGGUGUCCACAACCCAAGGAAGAACAACAGAAAAAGAAACAACCACAACUCUUACUACUCCAAUUUCCACCGUCUCAGUUACAACACCAAGUGCGGGCAGCACACAUUCAGUGACCCCUGGAACAGUCCCCAGUGUGACAACCACAUCUGUGCAAUCCACCCCUCUGCCCACCACCACGUCAACGAUACCAAUCACCCCGGUCAUCACAACGACCACUCUUGCCCCCACCCCUUCAACUGCAUUCGGAAGCACCUCUUCCUUUUGCCUUCCCAAGUGUCAGUGGACCCCUUGGUUUGAUACAACUCAGCCAACCAAUGGGAUAGACGACGGCGACUUUGAGACCUACGAAAAUAUCCGCAAGCAUGGAGGCGAUAUCUGCAAGAAGCCUCAUGACAUUGACUGCCGGUCGGAAAAGUACCCAGACCAUAGCCUGACUCAACUUGGACAGAAAGUUGAGUGCAACAUUGCCUUUGGAUUGGUGUGCAAUAAUUCGGACCAGUCAGUGAAGUUCCAGCAAUGUCUCAACUACGAGGUCAGAGUCCGAUGCUGUGACUACAGCCAUUGCUCACCAGGAACGACACCAGGCUCAACGACUGCUGCCACCACAACGGCACCCGGAAGCACCCCGGGAAGGAUCACAACUGCGGCGUCCUCCACAAGCUCUGGACCACCUCCAGGUGUGUUGACCACCACUGAAAGCACCACGGUGGUGUCCACAACCCAAGGAAGAACAACAGAAAAAGAAACAACCACAACUCUUACUACUCCAAUUUCCACCGUCUCAGUUACAACACCAAGUGCGGGCAGCACACAUUCAGUGACCCCUGGAACAGUCCCCAGUGUGACAACCACAUCUGUGCAAUCCACCCCUCUGCCCACCACCACGUCAACGAUACCAAUCACCCCGGUCAUCACAACGACCACUCUUGCCCCCACCCCUUCAACUGCAUUCGGAAGCACCUCUUCCUUUUGCCUUCCCAAGUGUCAGUGGACCCCUUGGUUUGAUACAACUCAGCCAACCAAUGGGAUAGACGACGGCGACUUUGAGACCUACGAAAAUAUUCGAGCGCAGGGAAACCAUAUCUGCAAGAAGCCUGAAGCCAUCGAGUGCCGGGCACAGAUGUACCGCGAAUACAGCCUGACUCAACUUGGACAGAAAGUUGAGUGCAACAUUGCCUUUGGAUUGGUGUGCAAUAAUUCGGACCAGUCAGUGAAGUUCCAGCAAUGUCACAACUACGAGGUCAGAGUCCGAUGCUGUGACUACAGCCAUUGCUCACCAGGAACGACACCAGGCUCAACGACUGCUGCCACCACAACGGCACCCGGAAGCACCCCGGGAAGGAUCACAACUGCGGCGUCCUCCACAAGCUCUGGGCCACCUCCAGGUGUGUUGACCACCACUGAAAGCACCACGGUGGUGUCCACAACCCAAGGAAGAACAACAGAAAAAGAAACAACCACAACUCUUACUACUCCAAUUUCCACCGUCUCAGUUACAACACCAAGUGCGGGCAGCACACAUUCAGUGACCCCUGGAACAGUCCCCAGUGUGACAACCACAUCUGUGCAAUCCACCCCUCUGCCCACCACCACGUCAACGAUACCAAUCACCCCGGUCAUCACAACGACCACUCUUGCCCCCACCCCUUCAACUGCAUUCGGAAGCACCUCUUCCUUUUGCCUUCCCAAGUGUCAGUGGACCCCUUGGUUUGAUACAACUCAACCAACCAAUGGGAUAGACGACGGCGACUUUGAGACCUACGAAAAUAUCCGCAAGCAUGGAGGCGAUAUCUGCAAGAAGCCUCAUGACAUUGACUGCCGGUCGGAAAAGUACCCAGACCAUAGCCUGACUCAACUUGGACAGAAAGUUGAGUGCAACAUUGCCUUUGGAUUGGUGUGCAAUAAUUCGGACCAGUCAGUGAAGUUCCAGCAAUGUCUCAACUACCAGGUCAGAGUCCGAUGCUGUGACUACAGCCAUUGCUCACCAGGAACGACACCAGGCUCAACGACUGCUGCCACCACAACGGCACCCGGAAGCACCCCGGGAAGGAUCACAACUGCGGCGUCCUCCACAAGCUCUGGACCACCUCCAGGUGUGUUGACCACCACUGAAAGCACCACGGUGGUGUCCACAACCCAAGGAAGAACAACAGAAAAAGAAACAACCACAACUCUUACUACUCCAAUUUCCACCGUCUCAGUUACAACACCAAGUGCGGGCAGCACACAUUCAGUGACCCCUGGAACAGUCCCCAGUGUGACAACCACAUCUGUGCAAUCCACCCCUCUGCCCACCACCACGUCAACGAUACCAAUCACCCCGGUCAUCACAACGACCACUCUUGCCCCCACCCCUUCAACUGCAUUCGGAAGCACCUCUUCCUUUUGCCUUCCCAAGUGUCAGUGGACCCCUUGGUUUGAUACAACUCAGCCAACCAAUGGGAUAGACGACGGCGACUUUGAGACCUACGAAAAUAUUCGAGCGCAGGGAAACCAUAUCUGCAAGAAGCCUGAAGCCAUCGAGUGCCGGGCACAGAUGUACCGCGAAUACAGCCUGACUCAACUUGGACAGAAAGUUGAGUGCAACAUUGCCUUUGGAUUGGUGUGCAAUAAUUCGGACCAGUCAGUGAAGUUCCAGCAAUGUCACAACUACGAGGUCAGAGUCCGAUGCUGUGACUACAGCCAUUGCUCACCAGGAACGACACCAGGCUCAACGACUGCUGCCACCACAACGGCACCCGGAAGCACCCCGGGAAGGAUCACAACUGCGGCGUCCUCCACAAGCUCUGGGCCACCUCCAGGUGUGUUGACCACCACUGAAAGCACCACGGUGGUGUCCACAACCCAAGGAAGAACAACAGAAAAAGAAACAACCACAACUCUUACUACUCCAAUUUCCACCGUCUCAGUUACAACACCAAGUGCGGGCAGCACACAUUCAGUGACCCCUGGAACAGUCCCCAGUGUGACAACCACAUCUGUGCAAUCCACCCCUCUGCCCACCACCACGUCAACGAUACCAAUCACCCCGGUCAUCACAACGACCACUCUUGCCCCCACCCCUUCAACUGCAUUCGGAAGCACCUCUUCCUUUUGCCUUCCCAAGUGUCAGUGGACCCCUUGGUUUGAUACAACUCAGCCAACCAAUGGGAUAGACGACGGCGACUUUGAGACCUACGAAAAUAUUCGAGCGCAGGGAAACCAUAUCUGCAAGAAGCCUGAAGCCAUCGAGUGCCGGGCACAGAUGUACCGCGAAUACAGCCUGACUCAACUUGGACAGAAAGUUGAGUGCAACAUUGCCUUUGGAUUGGUGUGCAAUAAUUCGGACCAGUCAGUGAAGUUCCAGCAAUGUCACAACUACGAGGUCAGAGUCCGAUGCUGUGACUACAGCCAUUGCUCACCAGGAACGACACCAGGCUCAACGACUGCUGCCACCACAACGGCACCCGGAAGCACCCCGGGAAGGAUCACAACUGCGGCGUCCUCCACAAGCUCUGGGCCACCUCCAGGUGUGUUGACCACCACUGAAAGCACCACGGUGGUGUCCACAACCCAAGGAAGAACAACAGAAAAAGAAACAACCACAACUCUUACUACUCCAAUUUCCACCGUCUCAGUUACAACACCAAGUGCGGGCAGCACACAUUCAGUGACCCCUGGAACAGUCCCCAGUGUGACAACCACAUCUGUGCAAUCCACCCCUCUGCCCACCACCACGUCAACGAUACCAAUCACCCCGGUCAUCACAACGACCACUCUUGCCCCCACCCCUUCAACUGCAUUCGGAAGCACCUCUUCCUUUUGCCUUCCCAAGUGUCAGUGGACCCCUUGGUUUGAUACAACUCAGCCAACCAAUGGGAUAGACGACGGCGACUUUGAGACCUACGAAAAUAUUCGAGCGCAGGGAAACCAUAUCUGCAAGAAGCCUGAAGACAUUGAGUGCCGGGCAGAGAUGUACCGCGAAUACAGCCUGACUCAACUUGGACAGAAAGUUGAAUGCAACAUUGCCUUUGGAUUGGUGUGCAAUAAUUCGGACCAGUCAGUGAAGUUCCAGCAAUGUCACAACUACCAGGUCAGAGUCCGAUGCUGUGACUACAGCCAUUGCUCACCAGGAACGACACCAGGCUCAACGACUGCUGCCACCACAACGGCACCCGGAAGCACCCCGGGAAGGAUCACAACUGCGGCGUCCUCCACAAGCUCUGGACCACCUCCAGGUGUGUUGACCACCACUGAAAGCACCACGGUGGUGUCCACAACCCAAGGAAGAACAACAGAAAAAGAAACAACCACAACUCUUACUACUCCAAUUUCCACCGUCUCAGUUACAACACCAAGUGCGGGCAGCACACAUUCAGUGACCCCUGGAACAGUCCCCAGUGUGACAACCACAUCUGUGCAAUCCACCCCUCUGCCCACCACCACGUCAACGAUACCAAUCACCCCGGUCAUCACAACGACCACUCUUGCCCCCACCCCUUCAACUGCAUUCGGAAGCACCUCUUCCUUUUGCCUUCCCAAGUGUCAGUGGACCCCUUGGUUUGAUACAACUCAGCCAACCAAUGGGAUAGACGACGGCGACUUUGAGACCUACGAAAAUAUUCGAGCGCAGGGAAACCAUAUCUGCAAGAAGCCUGAAGCCAUCGAGUGCCGGGCACAGAUGUACCGCGAAUACAGCCUGACUCAACUUGGACAGAAAGUUGAGUGCAACAUUGCCUUUGGAUUGGUGUGCAAUAAUUCGGACCAGUCAGUGAAGUUCCAGCAAUGUCACAACUACGAGGUCAGAGUCCGAUGCUGUGACUACAGCCAUUGCUCACCAGGAACGACACCAGGCUCAACGACUGCUGCCACCACAACGGCACCCGGAAGCACCCCGGGAAGGAUCACAACUGCGGCGUCCUCCACAAGCUCUGGGCCACCUCCAGGUGUGUUGACCACCACUGAAAGCACCACGGUGGUGUCCACAACCCAAGGAAGAACAACAGAAAAAGAAACAACCACAACUCUUACUACUCCAAUUUCCACCGUCUCAGUUACAACACCAAGUGCGGGCAGCACACAUUCAGUGACCCCUGGAACAGUCCCCAGUGUGACAACCACAUCUGUGCAAUCCACCCCUCUGCCCACCACCACGUCAACGAUACCAAUCACCCCGGUCAUCACAACGACCACUCUUGCCCCCACCCCUUCAACUGCAUUCGGAAGCACCUCUUCCUUUUGCCUUCCCAAGUGUCAGUGGACCCCUUGGUUUGAUACAACUCAGCCAACCAAUGGGAUAGACGACGGCGACUUUGAGACCUACGAAAAUAUUCGAGCGCAGGGAAACCAUAUCUGCAAGAAGCCUGAAGCCAUCGAGUGCCGGGCACAGAUGUACCGCGAAUACAGCCUGACUCAACUUGGACAGAAAGUUGAGUGCAACAUUGCCUUUGGAUUGGUGUGCAAUAAUUCGGACCAGUCAGUGAAGUUCCAGCAAUGUCACAACUACGAGGUCAGAGUCCGAUGCUGUGACUACAGCCAUUGCUCACCAGGAACGACACCAGGCUCAACGACUGCUGCCACCACAACGGCACCCGGAAGCACCCCGGGAAGGAUCACAACUGCGGCGUCCUCCACAAGCUCUGGACCACCUCCAGGUGUGUUGACCACCACUGAAAGCACCACGGUGGUGUCCACAACCCAAGGAAGAACAACAGAAAAAGAAACAACCACAACUCUUACUACUCCAAUUUCCACCGUCUCAGUUACAACACCAAGUGCGGGCAGCACACAUUCAGUGACCCCUGGAACAGUCCCCAGUGUGACAACCACAUCUGUGCAAUCCACCCCUCUGCCCACCACCACGUCAACGAUACCAAUCACCCCGGUCAUCACAACGACCACUCUUGCCCCCACCCCUUCAACUGCAUUCGGAAGCACCUCUUCCUUUUGCCUUCCCAAGUGUCAGUGGACCCCUUGGUUUGAUACAACUCAGCCAACCAAUGGGAUAGACGACGGCGACUUUGAGACCUACGAAAAUAUUCGAGCGCAGGGAAACCAUAUCUGCAAGAAGCCUGAAGCCAUCGAGUGCCGGGCACAGAUGUACCGCGAAUACAGCCUGACUCAACUUGGACAGAAAGUUGAGUGCAACAUUGCCUUUGGAUUGGUGUGCAAUAAUUCGGACCAGUCAGUGAAGUUCCAGCAAUGUCACAACUACGAGGUCAGAGUCCGAUGCUGUGACUACAGCCAUUGCUCACCAGGAACGACACCAGGCUCAACGACUGCUGCCACCACAACGGCACCCGGAAGCACCCCGGGAAGGAUCACAACUGCGGCGUCCUCCACAAGCUCUGGGCCACCUCCAGGUGUGUUGACCACCACUGAAAGCACCACGGUGGUGUCCACAACCCAAGGAAGAACAACAGAAAAAGAAACAACCACAACUCUUACUACUCCAAUUUCCACCGUCUCAGUUACAACACCAAGUGCGGGCAGCACACAUUCAGUGACCCCUGGAACAGUCCCCAGUGUGACAACCACAUCUGUGCAAUCCACCCCUCUGCCCACCACCACGUCAACGAUACCAAUCACCCCGGUCAUCACAACGACCACUCUUGCCCCCACCCCUUCAACUGCAUUCGGAAGCACCUCUUCCUUUUGCCUUCCCAAGUGUCAGUGGACCCCUUGGUUUGAUACAACUCAGCCAACCAAUGGGAUAGACGACGGCGACUUUGAGACCUACGAAAAUAUUCGAGCGCAGGGAAACCAUAUCUGCAAGAAGCCUGAAGCCAUCGAGUGCCGGGCACAGAUGUACCGCGAAUACAGCCUGACUCAACUUGGACAGAAAGUUGAGUGCAACAUUGCCUUUGGAUUGGUGUGCAAUAAUUCGGACCAGUCAGUGAAGUUCCAGCAAUGUCACAACUACGAGGUCAGAGUCCGAUGCUGUGACUACAGCCAUUGCUCACCAGGAACGACACCAGGCUCAACGACUGCUGCCACCACAACGGCACCCGGAAGCACCCCGGGAAGGAUCACAACUGCGGCGUCCUCCACAAGCUCUGGGCCACCUCCAGGUGUGUUGACCACCACUGAAAGCACCACGGUGGUGUCCACAACCCAAGGAAGAACAACAGAAAAAGAAACAACCACAACUCUUACUACUCCAAUUUCCACCGUCUCAGUUACAACACCAAGUGCGGGCAGCACACAUUCAGUGACCCCUGGAACAGUCCCCAGUGUGACAACCACAUCUGUGCAAUCCACCCCUCUGCCCACCACCACGUCAACGAUACCAAUCACCCCGGUCAUCACAACGACCACUCUUGCCCCCACCCCUUCAACUGCAUUCGGAAGCACCUCUUCCUUUUGCCUUCCCAAGUGUCAGUGGACCCCUUGGUUUGAUACAACUCAGCCAACCAAUGGGAUAGACGACGGCGACUUUGAGACCUACGAAAAUAUUCGAGCGCAGGGAAACCAUAUCUGCAAGAAGCCUGAAGCCAUCGAGUGCCGGGCACAGAUGUACCGCGAAUACAGCCUGACUCAACUUGGACAGAAAGUUGAGUGCAACAUUGCCUUUGGAUUGGUGUGCAAUAAUUCGGACCAGUCAGUGAAGUUCCAGCAAUGUCACAACUACGAGGUCAGAGUCCGAUGCUGUGACUACAGCCAUUGCUCACCAGGAACGACACCAGGCUCAACGACUGCUGCCACCACAACGGCACCCGGAAGCACCCCGGGAAGGAUCACAACUGCGGCGUCCUCCACAAGCUCUGGACCACCUCCAGGUGUGUUGACCACCACUGAAAGCACCACGGUGGUGUCCACAACCCAAGGAAGAACAACAGAAAAAGAAACAACCACAACUCUUACUACUCCAAUUUCCACCGUCUCAGUUACAACACCAAGUGCGGGCAGCACACAUUCAGUGACCCCUGGAACAGUCCCCAGUGUGACAACCACAUCUCAGCAAUCUACCCAUGUGUCCACACCAACAGCAACCCCCAUAAUUGUCUCCACUUCAGCUUUUACAGCAGGGCAACUAAUUUAUAAUAGAACUGAUAAUUCCGGGUGCAGAUUUUAUGCAGUUUGCAACCAGCAUUGUGAAGUUGAGAGGAAGGUAGAAUGUCCUUCUACAACAUCCCGACCAUCAACAUCACCAGUUACAACUGUGGGAACAUCAUCUACUCCCAAACCCACAGUUGUUAUUCCCUCAACUGAAUCACACACUUCUUCCCUUGUACCAACUGAAGGAACAACUCCUGUACCGGGCUGCCCCAAUGUUGAUCCACCUAGAAAGGUUAAUGAAACUUGGAUGUUAAACAACUGCACUAUGGCGACUUGUGAAGGAAACAACAUAACUACUCUGGUGCAUCAACCCCCUGCAGAAAAGAUAGAAUGUGCAAAUGGUGUCUCACCAGUAGAAAUAAUAGAUAAGGAUGGCUGUCCCCGCUAUGAGUGUGAAUGCAUUUGCACCGGUUGGGACAAUUUUAACUAUAGGACUUUUGAUGGCACUUCGUACACUUUCCAUGAGAAUUGCACUUAUGUCCUGGCAAAAGAGAUUGUGGAUAAACAUGGAAACUUCAGUGUUUUGGUUAACAAUUACUUCUGUGAUGUAGCUAAUAAUCAGUCCUGUUCCAGAUCCAUCAUUGUAAAUUACAACUCUAUGGAAGUAGUGCUAAGCAGUCAAAUGCAUAAAGGAGUGAGAAUUAACAAGGUUCUAUUCAACAAUGAACCAGUCAGUAGCAGUUUCACCAAGAAUGGCAUUUCAGUUACCAGCGUUGGAACUACCAUGACUGUUGAAAUUCCGGCCAUCCAGGCUUUUAUUUCCUUCAAUGGGCGCGCCUUCACCAUAAAACUCCCAUUUGGCCUGUUUGAACACAACACAGAGGGACAGUGUGGCAUUUGUUCAAAUGAUCGUUCAGAUGAUUGCCGCUUGCCCAGUGGUCAUGAAGCCUCCUCUUGCUCAGACAUGGCUCCCCACUGGAAGGUUUAUGAUCCUGAAAAUCCCUACUGUGGAGAAGUGACACCAGAGCCUACAGGGCCUCCACCAACACUCUGCACUACUCCAUCUCCUCUGUGUGAAGUGAUUAUGAGCGAUACUUUUGCAGAUUGCCAUAAAAUUCUGCCUCCCAAAGACUUCUACGAUGCCUGCCUCCUUAAAGCCUGUCAGAACUCCAACAAUUCCCUGAAUUGUGACAACAUAGAGAUGUAUGCUUCCCUCUGCACAGCUAAAGGUGUUUGUACUGACUGGAGGAACACAACCGAAGGAAAAUGCCCAUACCAUUGCCCCAAAGACAAGGUGUACGAUGCAUGUGGUCCUAUUCAUCCUGCCACCUGUGAUAACGGACAAGCUAAGGAAGUUAGUGCUCAUGUUGCUGAAGGAUGCUUUUGCCCGAAGGACAAAAUCCUGUUCAACACAUACACUGACAUAUGUGUUUCAGAAUGUGGUUGUGUGGGACCAGAUGGCAUGCCCAAACCGCCUGGUACCAAAUGGAAGAGCAAUUGCCAAGAGUGUCUCUGUGACCCAUUGUCCUUGAGUGUACAGUGUAAACCAGUGAUCUGCGAGGAGUCAAAAAUACCCAUUUGUGAGAAAGAAGGGUUCAUGCCUGUCCCUGUGCUGAUACCAGAAGACCCAUGCUGUCCAGAAAUUAAUUGCAUAUGCAAUGUUAGUGCCUGCACCACCCAGAAGAAAUCUUGUGAACCUGGAUAUGUGAUAGAGUCGAUCCUGUUUGAAGGAGACUGCUGUGUCACAUACAACUGUAAAAGGAAAGCUGGCUCAUUACAGAGGGAUGGCUCUCUCCCGUUCAUUGCUAACACUUUAUCUACUACACAGGGUUACGAGUACCAGGUCGAGUCUGGAAAGUGUUGUGGAACAUGUGUCCAGGUGUAUUGUACAAUCAACCUGAAUGGCAUCACAGAGGUGUUCAAGCCUGGUGAUAUUUGGUAUCCAGAAGCUAAUAACUGCAGCCAGUACACAUGUGAACCAAUGAACGAUACACUUGUUCCUGUUAAAGUUGUAAGAGCAUGCCCCGAUCUCAGCCUGGAGGAGUGUGACCCUGCUGACAUUGAAUUAUCUGCUGAUGGCUGCUGUAAAGUAUGCAAACCUCAAGAGAUAAAAAGCUGCAAGGUUCACAAGAAUAAAACACUUAUCCGUCAAAAUGAAUGCAUAUCUUCUGAAGUUGUAGAACUGACCUACUGUGAAGGGGCUUGUCCAAGUUCUUCCAUGUAUUCCAGUGAGGCAAAGGCAAUGCAGCACAAGUGUACCUGCUGCCAGGAGCUGAAGAGCCACAGGCGAGAGGUGAACUUGACAUGCCAGGAUGGCAAAAGCAUCAAUUAUGACUACAUCUAUGUGGACGAGUGUGAGUGCAUGACUGCGUGCAUGCCACAAAACACUGUUAGAUAA
Elgaria multicarinata webbii is the source of this 16719-nucleotide messenger RNA. RefSeq names its product mucin-5B-like. Gene Ontology annotation, cellular component: extracellular matrix. Gene Ontology annotation, molecular function: protein binding. Lineage: Eukaryota; Metazoa; Chordata; Lepidosauria; Squamata; Anguidae. Bases 1 to 16719 code for a protein of 5572 amino acids. The transcript is spliced from 46 exons. The record is from RefSeq and is a predicted model, not a curated record.